UGUAUCAUUUGUACAAGUGAGAAGUAUAUGUUUGUAUAUUAAAAAAAUAAGUAUGGAACGUAAUAAAACUAAUGUCCCUAAUAGGGGUCAAAAAAAAGUAUUACUGGGUGCAGAACUCUUUGCUCUUGGUACCAAAAGUGUUCGUGACGAUUCUAAGACGAAAAUAUUACCAAUAAAAGGAAUUCAAGGAUCUAGCUCUGCCUCCACAGAGAGAAAAAGAGAUGCUUCAUCGAGCAUUGUCAGUCAUCCCAAUAAAAGAUAUCGUGCAAGCCUUAAAGAUGGUUUCCCCGACAUGACCACCACAGCCGGGAUUGCACACCACGAAAUAUGGGAACAAUUGCCUGAUGAGUGUGAUAUAGCAAAUGUAAUAGACUGCAUAUACGCUGCGAUCGAGCAAAACGAUAAUGAAGUCGUACGAAUUAUCUGUGGAGUCAUUAGGCACGCAACAUCAACAUCCCUUGCUUCCCGGGCUAAGGUGGAUAGCGUCGCAUAUUUAUCGCUGUUGUACCUUGCAAAACUGCAUCCACAUUUCUUCAACAGUGAUAUUGUUGCAUAUGGACUUUUGUCUUUUUUGCGUCGAGAGACUAAUAUCAAAAUGCGAUACAAUAUAAAUCUUCACAUACUUAUAACAAACCUACUUAGUCGAGGCUUUUCAGAUAUAUCACAAUGGCCAGAAAUAUUCUUGCGGACUUACGUUGAUGAUGCCGUCAAUGAACGAUUUUGGGCAGACAGUGACUACUGUGCGCCGUUUGUUAAAAAUAUUUGUGCCGCUUUUAAAACACGAACUCCUCAUCUAAGCCUUCUUCGUUGGGAUAUGAACACAACAGUAACUUCAGGCCAACCGCAUAGAGACAAUUUUACUGUCGAUGAUGAUUCAGGUGAUAACUCGACUCAGAGCUUAGAUGCAAGUCCUUAUUUGCAUUUGGAAUCAGAUCAGGCAGCUGAUUCAAUUUGUUUAGUAAAGCGCAGAUUUGCAGAUAAUACUGUUCAAAAGCUAGUAGGCGACGCUAUCCGAGAUCAACUAAACAAACGUCAGCAACAGGAUAAUUACACCAGAAAUUUUCUCAAAUUUCUUUGUACCUGCUCAGGAAUCGGUGAAGUUCGCUGCCUUAGUAUCUCUCGGUUGGAACUAUGGAUUCAUAACGGAAAACUUGUUAAGUUCGCCCAGCAAUUAUUAUCAUAUAUAUGCUUUAAUAUCAAGGGAAAAAACAUUCAAGAUAACGAAGUCCUUCAAGUAUUAGUUAAAAUGCGUUUAAAAACUAAACCACUUAUCAAUCAUUAUAUGUCAUGUCUAAAAGAGAUGAUACAUUUGCAGCCAAAUAUAUUAAGUACCAUUAUGAAACUUGUCGUACAAAAUGAGCUGUCCAAUACAAGAAAUCCAAAUAACAUGGGAAUGCUUGCUACAAUGUUUCAAACUGCUCCGGAUCAGUCUGCAGUUAAUCUAGCUGAAAUAUACCAGGAAUUUUUACUUCAACGUGACGAUUGCUUAAGGACAUUACGUGUUUUUUUAAGAGAACUUGUACGAAUGUUGCGUUUUGACGUUAACCUUGUAAAGUUUUGUAAAGCUUUUUUAAGUGAAAGGGAAGAGCUGAGUCAACAAAUCGAACAAUUUGAUUUCAAAGAGCGAAUAUUCAAUUCUAUGGUUGAUAUUGUUUGUCUCUGUAUGUUUCUAUCAGCAACACCACAAGCACGUGAAGGAAGCUUAUCACUUAAAACAAAUCGUGAUGUAAAAAAUAAUCAAGCCCUAAUUAGACUUUACAAUCAAAUGUCACAAAUACAAUUGGACUCAGUUUCAUGGAUGUAUGAAUCAGUUCCAAACCUUUAUAAAAUUCAAGGAAUUGAAUACUACCAGGCUCUACACAAACUGCUUUUGCUUGACAUUCCAGAACAGUACUCCCGCUGCGACCAAUGGCCAUCAGAGCCGGAAAGGGGAGCUAUAUUAAGAAUAAUAUCAGAAACUCCAAUUCAUGAAGAGACUUUAUUAAGAAUUAUAUUAAUAGGCAUAACAAAGGAUAUUCCGUUCUCCAUAGCAAAUACAUUUGAUAUAUUAUUGCUUGUUAUAAAAAGGGUCUCAGGAAUGAAAGCAACCGAUUUUCCUGCAGUUCAAGCAAAUAAGUUUGACAUAAUCGACUUUUUGUUUAGUAUGUCGGAAUAUCAUCACCCAGAAAACAUUCGUUUACCAACGGAUUAUGAACCACCAAAGCUAGCGAUCAUUGCGUUUUACUGGAAGGCAUGGUUAAUUUUAUUAAUGAUUUCUGCUCAUAAUCCUUCAACUUUCGGGGCAUUUUGCUGGGAUCACUACCCAACAAUGAAAAUGCUCAUAGAAAUAUGUAUAACAAAUCAAUUUAGUAGCUGCAUCACUCAUAAGGAUGAACUACAGAUAAUUACUGUUGAAAGAGAUCAUAUUCUUCAAUUUGAAACCUAUUUGGCAGCGCAAACUUCUCCACAUGCUGUAAUUACUGAGGAAAAUGCAAUUUUGAUAACACAGCUAAUGUUAAUGGACCCUAUGGGAACCCCUAGAAAAGUACCUAGUUUAGUUCUGGAACAACUUAAGUUUCUUAAUCAAACAUACAAGUUAGGCCAUUUGUUUUGUCGUUGUCGAAAGCCAGACUUGCUUCUAGAUAUAAUACAAAGGCAAGGUACAACACAAUCUAUGCCUUGGUUAUCUGACUUAGUUCAAAACAGCGACGGUGACUUUAGCCAUCUCCCUGUACAGUGUCUAUGUGAAUUUUUGUUGUUUAAUGCACAUAGCAUUAACGAAGAAAAUAGCCGUGAUGCAGAAUUAGUGAAUUUUAUAAGAAAUCUAAUCAUGGAUUCUAGUUUUAACAAUCAUGUUGUUUGUGAAGUACUAGAUUAUAUAUUCCGACGAUUAUCGUCAACCUUAAAACAAUCUAGAGUUGCCGCUUUAUCUGGCUUAAAAAUAAUUUUCAAGAACUCCGGUAAAUAUGAAAACGAAUGGUUAUUAAAAUCAAUUCAACAAAUUCCACAUUUUUUGGAGACUAAAAUAUACAUAAUCCCACAGCUACGAGCUGCAUGCCAAGUCGAGAAUUGUCCGGAACUUAUAAUGGCCUAUAUACAAUUUAUUACCGCACAUACGCUUAAUGAUCCAGUUAACGAAAUGCUGGACCAUGUAAUUGACAUGGCACAACUAAUCGUUGAACGUAAUACAAUGUUUCAACAUAUUAUAAUUUCUCAAGAAGACUAUGAUCUUCAACCUGAUGAGAACCGCAUUCAGACAUUAAAAUGCUUAUUUGUAAUGUUUAACAAUUACAUCAUCAAAUUAAGAGAAUUUCACGAGCCGUACGAAUGGACAGAGUACCCCGAUUUAUUAAUGGUUCAAUUUGAAGAUGGAGUACAACUACCACUACACAUAAAUAUAAUUCAUGCAUUUAUUAUUCUCCUAACAUAUUCAAACAGCAGCAUGGUGGAGUCUGUUCCAAUUCUUGAUUAUUGGUUUCCUCCAGGUCGACCCGCACCGGUAGCGUUUUUACCCACUAUGCCUCAAGAACAAAUUCAGCUUUUACCGGAUUGGCUGAAACUCAAGAUGAUUCGUUCAUCGGUAGAUCGCCUAAUAGAAGCUGCUUUAAAUGAUCUUACACCGGAUCAGAUAGUGUUAUUUGUGCAAAAUUUUGGAACGCCGGUAAACUCAAUGUCCAAAUUAUUGGCAAUGCUUGAUACUGCAGUAUUGGAGCAGUUCGAUCUUGUUAAAAACGCUAUACUAAAUAAAGCGUAUUUAGCACAGCUAAUUGAAAUACAACAAGCCAGAGGAGCUAAAAAUGGUCACUACACUGUUCAAGCACUAGACUUGCAUUCACAUUCUCAAACCGUUCCUGAUCUUCCAAAAAUAAACUCGCAAAAUCAGGAAAACCUACAAAUUACCCAUUAUGACAUAGAUUAUGUUAAUGACUCAAACUCUAGUAGUUCACAAAAGGAGAUAGUAACAGUUCUUCUGAAAAGUCCAAAUCAGAAUAUGAUUUCUACCAAAGACUAUCGAAUAUUAAUUCAUAAAUUAUUAGACCUUGUUGUUUGUCCAGCAAAAAAUAAUAGUGAAUUCAUAACGUCAAUAUGCGAUGUUGUUAAUCAGUCAUCAUUUGAUUAUACACGAGCUGAAAAACACAAUAACUUUAUAAACGUGAGCCGGGGCGCUUCCAGUUUACUAAGAGCAUGUUUUAGCUGUAAGCUGUCCAGCGAUACCUAUCAUGUUAUGAAAAAAAAACUGAAACAAAAUAGAAUUUCAAACCCAUUAAUUGCAACUUCGAAGUUGUUUUUUAAAACAGAAUUGUUUCUAAAUAGUUUAUUAUUUAUGCUAAAAAGUUCAUUUCAAAUAUACUAUAUAAAAUUAAAAGCGCAAAUUGGUUUAUUAGAAACAAAAAAAGUGGUCAGAGAAAUGAUUCAAGAUUUUGAAAAUCUUUGUAACGAUACAACAUUUUGCGUCAAUCAAAAUAAUUACAAGAUUUUCAAUAAUGGAUUAUUUAUAGACUGGCUUGCUGAAGCAGAUCCCGAAAUUGUAUGUACAAAACUUUUAAAGGAAAGUUUUUUGUUUUCUAAAUCUUGUAGUGAAUUUAGAUUUUUUCUUUUGUCCCUAAUAAAUCACCAAACAAAUUGGAAUACAAUCGAAAGAAUUGCCCUAUGUUUAUUUAAAGAUUAUAAACUUGACUACGACUUUAGUACCGUGCUUAACUAUUUUGAAGCUCUAACCACAAAUCCAAAUCUCUGGAAAGGCAGGGAUAAGUACAUGUCGAAAAAUGUACAACCAAAUUCCUUUUUUAAGUUGGAGCCUUCGGAACUAGAGCCCUUUGUGCACUUUGUUUUGUACGAAGGAAUCGAAGAGGUAAAAACAGAUACGAAUAAUAACUACGAUUUCAAGUUAUGCUCCCGAAUGAAUCUUUUGUUUAAGCUCACAGAAAAAAAUAAAGGUUUAAUGGUUAAAGUUAUCAAGUACGUGGAAAAAAGUUUAAUUCCGGAUUUUUUAAAACAUAAAAUUUUGCAACAGCUUUAUAUAAUGUAUCCACGCAUAAAAUUUGUAAAAUGUUGUAGAGCUGAUGUCCAAACCCAUAAACUACAAAGUUUAAAGGGCUGCCAAGCUGAUAAAAUAUCAAAUAAUUUAAUAACAUGCUUGGGAAGUCUUAUAGCUAAAAAGGAUUUCGAAACAUUAUCAACUGAUACAGAACUCUUAUUGCGAAAAUUGGCUGCAUCACAUCCAUUACUCUUUCUUCGUCAUUUGGGUGUAUUAUCUUCAGUAAUGCAAGGCAGGGGACAAAAUAGCAUGAAAGCUUUACGAGAAGAACACCAUUUUCAUCGAUUUGUACAGAUAUUAAGGACGUUGGAACUAUUGCAGCCAACUAUUUUUGAAGAUGCAUAUAAAAAUGAAAUCCAAACAACUCUAUCAUGUUACUUUACUUUUUUUAAACAUCAUAGCUCAGUUAAAGAGGCAUGUCAGAUGCUUGUAAAAUUUGUGCAGGUAUUACAGUCAUAUAUAAACUGUAAUCCCUCAAGCGCAUUGUUAUUUAUUGAGCAAUAUGUCGGGAUUCUGACAGAACUAGCAUUCAAGUAUCCUUCAAUAGUAAAACUACAAGUACUUGUGCAAGCUGUUGCCUUGCUUCAGCACAAAUCUUAUACGUCUUCAGAACUUGAUGACGAAGAAGGGAAAUUUGAAUAUGAACUGGAUUACGAUACCAAAUCGAACAUAAAAAUGUUUGCAAACGAAAUAGAGUCUUUCGAUGGAAGCACAAAUGUUCAAGAUGUGUGCAGAGUUUCCUUUCCAGCAUUGACCCUUGGUUCGUACUGCAAAGAAAAUUGUACUGAUGUUUCUCCGCAUAUUAUGGACUUAAUUAAAAUAAUUAAGCAGUCUAAUAUUGAAGAUGUGAUACUUGGACCGCUACAGGAAAUGGAAUGUUUGACAUCUAAGCGAUUUGUAUUUAUAAAUGAGUUAUUUGAGCGUUUAUUGGAGCUAAUAUUUUCACCAAGCGCACAGAUUAGGUCCAUUGCCUUUAUAAUAUUAAUAAGACAUUUAAAGCACAACCCUGGGAAUUCAGAUGUUAAUCAGUGUACUUUAAACGCAUAUAUUCAGUGUUUAAGAGAUGAGAAUUCAUCUGUUACAGCAACUGCCAUUGACAAUCUUCUUGAAAUAUGCAUAUUGUUACAAGAACACGCUGUUGAAAUUUUAUGUAUCGCCUUUUCCCUUGGUAUUAAAUCUUGCCUAAAUACAAACAAUCAAAUACGUAAAGUAAUGCAAACAUUAGUAGUACAACAUGGAUAUUAACUUUUUGGUUCUUCAAAAUAUAAACCCGGGGCUAAUACAAUAAAAAUAUGUUUGAAGAAGUUAUAGUAUGUAUGUAGUAUAUUUUAUUUCAUAAGGAUGUGCGAUUUAUGGAAUAGGAAAAGAUAAUAAAAA
Messenger RNA from Drosophila montana, 6394 nucleotides. RefSeq names its product integrator complex subunit 1 (gene IntS1). Gene Ontology annotation, biological process: U2 snRNA 3'-end processing. The record is from RefSeq and is a predicted model, not a curated record. The coding region runs from base 53 to 6262 and encodes 2069 amino acids. NCBI's taxonomy places the organism in Eukaryota, Metazoa, Arthropoda, Insecta, Diptera, Drosophilidae. The transcript has 3 exons. Gene Ontology annotation, cellular component: integrator complex.